Molecule: messenger RNA, 1326 nt
Organism: Durusdinium trenchii
Lineage: Eukaryota; Dinophyceae; Suessiales; Symbiodiniaceae
Source: the annotation of a GenBank genome assembly
AUGGUGGUGCGAGAAGCCUGGCGCCCGGAGGUGGGCCGCUACCUGGAGGUCUCCCGCGCGGUGCGCGCCGGCGAGCUGCUGUUCCAAGAGGAGCCGCUCUUCUUGUCCUCCCGGGUUGAGAGCGUGGCCUUGGUGGAGGAGCUCUUCGACGAUCUACAGGAGGAGGCCUGGUCUUUACCUCUGGCGACACAGGUGUUCCUGUGUGUGCUCAAGGAGCUGCUCGAUUCGGGUGGCCAGGGGUCCGAAGCAGGAAGCGUGGCAGCGGGGUGCGCCUGCGAAGCCUCUGCGUGCGAAGCCUGUCCGAAACUUGAGAAGCUGGCCUAUUUGAAGGGACAUGUCGGGAAGUGGCACUCCUCGGCCAUGAUGCUCUACCAAGGUUUGAAGGCGCAGGUGGCGGAGCGCGUCUCCUCCGAGCGCUUCGAGGAGCUCUACGCCACCUGCGCCACCAACGCGCACGAGGCAGAUGGAGGUGACGGAGCGGCUCUCUUCCUAAAGGGUUCGAUGGCGGAGCACAGCUGCAGGCCCACGGCCUUUAAGCAGAUCCGCGCGGGGAGCGGGAGCGUCCCGCAGGGCGAGACACGGUUGGUGGUUCAUGCGCUGAGAGACCUGGACGUAGGGGAAGCCAUCUCGAUCUCCUACAUCCCCGAGUACUAUCCGACCUGGCUUCGACAGAGCAUGCUGCAGCACGGCUUUAAUUUCCAGUGCGGAUGUGAGCGCUGCCUGAGUGGUGGUGCGGAGCUCUGCUGCUGCUUUGUAUGCCCUGAAUGUGAGGGCCCUUGCUGCCCGCCCGGCGCCGUCUACGAGGAGGGCGCCUAUGAGCUCCUCCGCUGCGAGGACUGCGGCUUGGAGCUGCACGACACGGAGCUGCUGGGCGCCCUGAAGCGGGCCGAGCGCUGCGAGGAGUUUGCCACGACAAUGUCCGGGAAGCUGCAUCCGUACCAUUUCAAGAUCUUCCACAUGUACUUAAAGCACCUGGACCAGGUACCGGCGGGCACGGCGCUGCAGAUCUUGCCACAGCUUCAGGAAGCCUUCCAUCGGCUGCGGCCCGUGGAGAAGGGACACCCCCUGCAUGCGCAGCUGGCGCAGUGUGCAGCGGAGUGCUGGGAAAAGGUGGAGGAUGAAGAGCAGGAAGCAGGCCUUGCCUGGCUCCGCGCCGCCGAGCUCUACGACCUCUGCGCGGGGCCUGCCUCGGCGGACGCGGCGCAGUGCUGCCGCGCCGCCCAGCGAGCGACUGCGAGCGGCCAAAACGACGCGACGUGGAGGGGCCACACGGGAUCUGGGAUGGACGAGGUUGGGAGAAGAGAUGCGGAGUCUGCGAGGCGCUGA